CUGAACAUCGGUGGCAAAUUUCUCCGCGAGCGUGGCGAAGUCUCACUCGUUUGGCCCUACAAGGACUGCGUCUUAGAGGGCGGACAGACGAAAGAAGAGGAGAAGCGCAAAGAGAUUUUCUUCAACGAGACGCUUGCCCAAGACGAAAUCAACCGAAUGUUCGAUCCGAAGGUCCUCACCCACUGGAAACGCCACACCACUGACGGUGAACAGGACGUAACGGACAUCCAACGGGACGAGAACGGUAUCAUUCGCGAAAACUUCAUUAUCAAGGGCAACAACCUCAUCGCACUCCACACCCUUAAACAGCAAUUCCGCGGACAGGUCAAACUCAUCUAUAUCGACCCGCCGUACAACCCUGAUAGUCCGUCAAAUACUUUCAUAUAUAACAAUAAUUUCAAGCGUUCUUCUUGGCUGACUUUUAUGAAAAACAGAUUGGAGAUUGCCAAGGAGUUGUUAACAAAUGACGGGACUAUGAUUGUUGCAAUCGAUGAAAAUGAACAGGAAAAAAAAGUUAUUGGUAAUAGGAAAAUCCUCGCUGAAGAAAUUACCUGGUCCAACUUCAGAAAUUGGGGUGGAGAAUCGAAACGCGAGAAUGCAAAGAAUUGCUUUUAUCCAGUUAUUGUAGAAGAUGGCAAAGUUGUUGGGUUUGGAGAUGUUCUUGAUGACAAUGAACACCCUUUUGCUCAAACAGUACAGGACGAGAAAAGAGAUCUUGUGUAUCCAAUUGAUCCGAACAAGAUUGAACGCAAAUGGAGAUAUGCCCGGCAAAUGGCAAACGAUAAAGAUGCAAUUGUCUUAGAUUUCUUCGGUGGAAGUGGUACUACUGCUCACGCCGUGUUGGAAUUAAAUAAAGACGGGGGUGAUCGAAAAUUCAUCAUUUGUGAGCAAAUGCACUACGUUGAAACCGUAACAAGGGAGCGCGUCAAGAAAGUCAUAGAGCAAAACAAUAGUGGUGAUUUUGUCUUUUGCGAACUGAUGCAAUAUAACCAAACCUAUAUAGACAAGAUCCAAUCCGCGCAAUCCUCCGAAGCACUUGUAGCACUCUGGCGAGACAUCGCCGAAAACGCAUUCCUGAAUUGGUACGUCAACCCCGAAAUGCCGGAAGCAGCAAUAAACGACUUCAUCGCCAUCGACGACGUAGAGAAACAGAGGCAUCUACUGGCGGAGCUGCUGGAUAAGAAUCAACUCUACGUCAAUCUCUCCGAAAUAGAGGACACAGAUUUUGGGGUUAGUGAAGAAGAUAAGGUGUUGAACAAGGCUUUUUAUGGAGAAUAA
Messenger RNA from Geodia barretti, 1278 nucleotides. The record is from the annotation of a GenBank genome assembly. NCBI's taxonomy places the organism in Eukaryota, Metazoa, Porifera, Demospongiae, Tetractinellida, Geodiidae.